AUGUCUGGUCAGAGCUCAGUCCUUAUCGUGCUGGCUGUUCUUUCAGCUACAGCCUCUGCAGCGCUGCCCUUCGUCUGGUCGGACUGUUCCAGCGACAAAGCCCACAAUGCACUGGUUGUCCACAGCAUCGAGGUUUCUCCGGUGCCUCUCGCCAUCCCAGGAGAUCUACACCUCACCUUCAAUGCUACUGUUCUUAAACCCAUCCAGGUCGCUAUGAUGGACUUCAAAUUUGUUAGGAAGACUGCUCUUGGCACUGACGUUCCGAUCGCAUGUGUGGGAAAUGUCGGAAGCUGUACUUUUGACGGAUGCUCUAUCCUAAAUGAUCUGGGACAAAUCGGAAGUCAAAGCACAGCUCAGAACGUGACCUCGCAGAUAAGUACUAUGUUUAACAACGCCGGUGCCAAUAUUGCAUGCCCAAUACAGCCCCAGAGUAUCGUCGUCCGAGAUUUUGUUUUUCACAUCCCUCGCCUGUCCAGUGCUAUGGAUAUUUUUGCCACCGGUGACUAUAAUGUUACGGUACAAUUGCGCGAGCCAGCGACUGAUGCUCAACUGGGAUGUCUGACGUUUGACGCGUCAUUGGUCAAACCAUCGCCGACAUGCUCCGGUUGGUUAUGUAGUGGCCGGAGAAAGCGUCAUGUAGCUCCUUAAUUACAAUGACCAGUUCUAAAAAAUAUAUCUGUUUUCAAAAAUAAAUAAUCCA
Ylistrum balloti is the source of this 700-nucleotide messenger RNA. RefSeq lists its product as uncharacterized. Gene Ontology annotation, biological process: ganglioside catabolic process; lipid transport. Gene Ontology annotation, cellular component: cytoplasmic side of plasma membrane. The transcript is spliced from 5 exons. The record is from RefSeq and is a predicted model, not a curated record. The coding region runs from base 1 to 648 and encodes 215 amino acids. Gene Ontology annotation, molecular function: lipid carrier activity; enzyme activator activity. NCBI's taxonomy places the organism in Eukaryota, Metazoa, Mollusca, Bivalvia, Pectinida, Pectinidae.